Molecule: messenger RNA, 1971 nt
Organism: Fusarium coffeatum
Lineage: Eukaryota; Fungi; Ascomycota; Sordariomycetes; Hypocreales; Nectriaceae
Exons: 1
Coding region: 1-1971 (656 amino acids)
Biological process (GO): establishment or maintenance of cell polarity; ubiquitin-dependent protein catabolic process
Cellular component (GO): MUB1-RAD6-UBR2 ubiquitin ligase complex
Source: RefSeq, a predicted model, not a curated record
AUGAGGGAAGUCAACUUUAGUAUCCCCAACGUCAACAAGGCGUCCGUUGGUAUUACUACCGCCUUGUAUGACCGCCGUGCUCUCGAUUGCACUUCGACCCUCCCCCUCAUCAACUCGCUCAACCAUCUCGCCUAUCUCACCACAUCCUCUGCUCGCAUCCGCGACAUCCUCACCGUCGAUGGAGGUAUCGAGCGUCUCGUCUGCAUUCUCAAGCAAGGCCGUAGUAAGGACAUGAUGGGAAUGUGGAAAUGGAAUCUUGCUUUCCAGUGCGUUGUCAAUAUUGGUGUUCGAGGCACGGAGAACGUCCGCACCCGUGUCGUUGAAGCCGACAUGGUCCCUGUCAUCGCUACCAUCCUCGAUAACUACACCAAGGCUGUCGACAAAUGCCGCGAGAAGGCCGAAGAAGCGAAACAGAAGCAGAACUACGAUCACCAUCGUCACCGAGGCCACGAGCACCGCUCGACCCCUAAGGCUUCCUCGUCCAAUUCAGCAUCAGCCUCCGCUUCAGCAUCAUCUUCAUCAUCAGCAACAGCAGGCGCUUCGCCCUUCGGCCCCCGUUCUGGUUCUCGUGUCGAAUCCACCGAACAGCGAUCUCGUCGUCACGGUCCGCCGCCUUCCAUCGAUGUUUCAGCCUCUUACGCAGGACCAUCCACUGCCGCUCCCCAAACUCACCCUCAGCAGCAGCAAUCUUUAGAUACUGCUAUGAGUGGUUCUCAGUGGCCUCAAUCUGCUUCAGAACGUUCUACAUCUUGGGGUUCAGCUCGCCAUCAGCCCCUGAGAGGCCUUGAAGGCCGUCACGCCACGACUUCGGCCCCUCGUCAGACCAUGCAGCCCCUUGCAACCGCAGUCCCAGUCACAGAAACUGUCGAGGGUUUCGUGAGACCCGUUCGUGAUAUCGACCGUCUUGCUUCCAUGGCCCCAUUUGGCUCUACAGACCACGCUUCCCAGCCGACAUCGCCAACAACACCUUUGCCACCUCCUCAGAUGCGCUCGCCCACCGUUCGCCCAGCAUCCGCCCUUGGCCCAUCAGGUCGAUCUCGCCGACGCCCAUCGAUCCGCCACCAGAACUCGACUGCCGAUGCUGAUGACAUUAACGGUGAUAGCAUGCCUUCAGAUGAGUCCCCUGAGACAGAGAUGACAGGUACCGAUAACCUGCAAUCAGCCGUUGGUAUUCAGGAUAUCACCAUGGAGGAUGGUGAUACCAUGCUUGGUGGCACAGCCCUUGACUUGGCUACGCCAACAGUCUCCGAGACCCAUCAGGAAGCCAGCACCUUCAACAUCAACCACCGUAGUCCCAUGGAUGGAAGCAUUGUUAACAACAAUGCUCCGACACCAGUGCCUGCGAUUGGACUCUCACCUAACCGCCCUGCCAUGACCACACCCCCACAGCCUCCCCUGGCUGCGACCACCGUCCCUCGAUAUCUCCUCGACCGCAACUUCGUUCCCAACCCCCAGAUGGUUGCCGCUAUGCCUCGGGAGGAAGAUGUGCUUAUGUCUCUGCAGCUUCUUGCAUACGUCUCCAAGUACUGUGGUCUUCGCUCCUAUUUCCAAAAGAGCCACCUUGUCCCGCGUCUCAAGAUCGGCAAGGAGCUUGCUGCUAUUGACAAGGACAUCACCGCCAUGGACGAGGACGAGGACGUUCCUGAGGUCUACGAUGAAGAUGCUGAUGACGAAGAGUAUCUGCUUUCCAAUGACUUCAACCUCUUCCCUCUCGUUGAGAAGUUCACAGUGCGCUACCACAGUACUGACAUGCAGUACUGGGCUGGUGUUGUCAUGAGAAACCUCUGCCGCAAAGAUGAUACUCGUGGCGGCAUCCGCCAGUGCGCUUACUAUCAGUGCGGUAAAUGGGAGGAGUACACCCGUCAGUUUGCAAAAUGCCGCCGCUGCCGACGCACCAAAUACUGCAGUAAGGAGUGUCAGAAGAGUGCAUGGGCAUUCCACCGCCACUGGUGCGUAGCGGCCACCCAGUAA